AUGGAUGCUCCAAGGAGAGUUACCAUCAAGGAAGCGGGUGCACCAGAUUAUGUCCUUCAACCCCUUCACGUAACUCACCCCAACUUGAAUGCUAACUUUGAAUUGAAGACCGCUUUGAUCAACCUCCUACCCAAGUUUCAUGGGCUUCCCGCACAAGACCCUAUUCGACAUCUCAAGGACUUCCAUCGCAUAUGCUCGACUACUAGACGGGAAGGGUCCGAUGAAGUUGCUAUAUGGUUGAUUGCUUUCCCUUUCUCUCUUGAGGAUAAGGCUAAAGAAUGGUUCUACAUCCUCUCUAGUGAAGUUACCUCCGAUUGGGACUUACUUAGAAGGGGAUUCUUGGAUAAAUUCCUACCUCCGGAAAAGAUGGAUAGGCUAAGGAAAGAAAUGUCUUGUAUUGUGCAAGGUGAGACAGAACCACUCUAUGAGUAUUGGGAACGGUUCCGUAAGCUACUAGAUGCAUGCCCCAAUCACAUGCUUGACACUCAAGUAUUGCUUGGAUACAUAUGUCAAGGGAUGCGAGAGCAAGAUAGAACCCUCUUGGACACUUCUAGCAAUGGUUCUUUGUCCAAAUACAAAACCGCGGAGGAGGCAUGGCAACUUAUUAUUGACUUAGCCGAAUCCAACCAACAUAUGAGGCGAAGAGUCAAUCGUCCAAGGACCGUGAAUGAGGUAUCAACUAGUAGUGAAACCACCGCUCUAACCCAAUCCUUAAAUGAGAUGACAUCCAUCUUGAAGCAACUCCAAUUGAACCAACAACAACCACAACCUCAAUCAUACCAACAACAACAUCCUCCACCACUUCAACAACACAACCAACAAUUGGUCCCUCAAAGGGUAUGUGGCAUUUGCUCUUGUUACUCUCACCACACGGAUGAGUGCCCAAGCCUUCAAGAAGACAAUACCUUGGCGGCUACUCACAAUUUCUAUGAUCGCCCCAAUCAAGGAUACUACCAAGGCGAUAUAGAAGAGGUAGUGGAAGAGGAGACACCACAAGCUAUAAUUGAGGAUGAAGCUCAACCAACAAAGGAGACCCCCAAGGCCAAGAGAACCUUGGAAGAAGAAAUUGCUCAACCACUCCCAUUCCCAUCACUUGCAAAGAAAGCUAGAAAGCGCAUAGAACUCGACCCCAAAAUGGUAGAAAUGUUCAAGAAAGUUGAGGUAACCAUCCCCCUCUUUGAUGCUAUCCACCAAGUUCCUAGAUAUGCUAAAUUCCUCAAAGACUUAUGCACACAUAAGGACAGAAUUCUUGAAUUGGAAACCAUUCCAUUGGGAAGUUCUAUUUCCGCUUUAAUGGGAACACUACCCGAGAAGUGUGAUGAUCCGGGCCCUUGUAUGGUCACUUGCACAGUCAAUGGAGUUCAAUUUAGAGAUUGCAUGUGUGACCUUGGAGCAUGUGUUAGCAUCAUGCCGCUCUCCGUCUACCGGCUAUUGAACUUGCCAUCCCUAAAAAGGUCGACGGCAAGAUUUGUCUUAGCGGAUAAAAGCAUAAUAACCGUGGCGGGUGUUGCGGAAGAUGUAUUGGUGAAUAUAAAAGGGUUGGUGUUCCCGAUUGACUUCUAUGUUCUUGAAAUGCCAUCAAGCGAAACCGAGAGAGCAUCGUCUAUCCUACUUGGAAGACCAUUCUUGAGAACUUCUAGAUUUAAACUUGAUGCUUACUCGGGAACUACUCAUUUGAAAUAG
Messenger RNA from Arachis duranensis, 1683 nucleotides. RefSeq lists its product as uncharacterized. The transcript has 2 exons. Lineage: Eukaryota; Viridiplantae; Streptophyta; Magnoliopsida; Fabales; Fabaceae. The record is from RefSeq and is a predicted model, not a curated record. The coding region runs from base 1 to 1683 and encodes 560 amino acids.